AUGUCCAGUUUCGCAAACGCCAACAUCGAGGAGGUCGUCGAGCAGCUCACUGUUGAUGAAGCCAUCCUCCUAACCGCAGGUGUCGGUUUCUGGCACACCCACCCCGUCCCUCGUCUCGGUAUCCCUGCGAUCAAAGUCACGGACGGCCCUAAUGGUGCUCGCGGGAACUACUUCUUCAUGAGUACUCCCGCCAAGUGUCUUCCUAGUUCCACCGCGAUGGGCGCCACCUUCGACACCGCCCUCAUGGAGCGCGUAGCUCGCGAGCUCCUUGCCCCCGAAGUCAAGCUCAAGGCUGCUUCCAUCAUCCUCGGCCCCACCUGCAACACCCAGCGCAACCCGCUCGGUGGCCGCUCCUUCGAGUCCUUCUCCGAGGACCCGCACCUUUCUGGCAUGAUCGCUGCGGCAUACUGUAAAGGUGUCCAGGCUGGUGGUAUCGGCGCAUGCAUCAAGCACUUUGUCGGAAACGACAAGGAGAACGACCGCUUCGCGUACGACUCGAUUAUGACCCCGCGCGCUCUGCGCGAGAUCUACCUGAUGCCGUUCAUGCUCGCGGAGAAGUACGCGAAGCCGUGGGCUUACAUGACUGCCUACAACCGCGUCAACGGAACGCACCUUUCAGAGAACCCCGCAAUCAUUCGCGACAUUCUCCGCAACGAUUGGGGAAGCGACGCGAUGGUCAUGAGCGACUGGUUCGGCGUGUACUCCAUCGACGGCUCCAUCAACGCUGGUCUCGAUCUUGAGAUGCCUGGUACCAACAAAUGGCGGUCGCUGGAUCUCAUGAACCGCACGAUCGCGUCGAGGAAGAUUACCAUUCGUACAGUGAAGGAGCGCGCGACCAAGGUCCUCCAGCUGGUCCAGAAGUGUGCCAAGGGUGCCCCCGAGGUUUUGGACGGUGACCAUGAGGAGCGGACGGGUGACCGUCAGAGUGGCCGCGAUAUCAUGACUGACCUUGCGACUCAGUCCAUUGUUCUUCUCAAGAACGAGGGCGGGCUCUUGCCUCUGAAGCCCAAGGAACAAGGAAUCAAGAAGAUCGCUAUCAUCGGCGGGAAUGCAAAGGCCAUCGUCUUGAGCGGUGGUGGAUCCGCCGCUCUCAAGCCCAGCUUUUUCGUGUCGCCCUACGAGGGUCUGGCCUCCGCGAUUGGCAAGUUGGACAAGGAUGUCGAGAUCACCUACGGAGAGGGUGCUCGGGCAUACAUGCAGCUUCCAACGCUUGAGAAUGAGCUCGAGACUGAGGACGGCCAACCUGGCUGGACGGGCCACUUCUACUCACACGAGGAUGAUGAGAGCAUGACGGCCCUGAAGGACCCGAAGGUGACGCGAUACAUCGAUGAGACGCGUGUCUUCCUCAGCAUCGACUACCCGAAGGAGCUCACGAAGCGCUUCACUCUCCGCCUGCGCGGCUUCAUGAAGCCGCGCGAGAAGGACACCGAUUACGAGUUCGGCCUUCUCUCGGCCGGUCGUGCGAAGCUCUUCAUCGACGGCAAGGAGGUCAUCGACAACUGGACGCGCCAGAUCCGCGGCGAUGCCUUCUUCGCCACGGGCUCGACUGAGGUCUACGGCACCACGACUCUCAAGGCGGGCGUCAAGCACGAGGUCCUCGUCGAGUUCAUGAACGUCCGCGCGCCCUCAGACUCGGACCCGAUCGAGGCCCUGAUGGACACCAACGCCGGCGUACGCCUCGGGGGGCAAGUGGUCGAGCACCCCGACGAGCUCAUGGCCGCCGCGGUGAAGCUCGCGUCGGAGGCGGACGCGGUCAUCGCCGUCGUCGGCCUGAACGCGGACUGGGAGACGGAGGGGUACGACCGGACGACGCUCGCGUUGCCCGGGCGGACGGACGAGCUGGUGCGCAAGGUCGCCGCGGCGAACAAGCGCACGAUCGUGGUCACCCAGAGCGGGUCGAGCAUCACGAUGCCGUGGGCGGACGACGUGCCGGCGAUCGUGCACGCGUGGUACGGCGGGAACGCGACCGGGGACGCGAUCGGCCGCGUCGUCUCGGGCGAGGUCAACCCGAGCGGGCGCAUGAGCCUGACGUUCCCCAAGCGGCUCGAGGACGUCCCCAGCCAGGGCCACUUCCACCACGAGCACGGCACGGUGUGGUACUCGGAGGACCUCUUCGUCGGCUACAAGCACUUCCACCACCGCGCGAUCGAGCCCCAGUGGCACUUCGGCCACGGCCUCUCCUACACGACGUUCGAGUACUCGGACCUUACCCUCACCGCGCCCGUCACGGCCGACGGCGACGUGCGCCUCGCGGCGACGAUCACCGUCGCGAACACGGGCGCGCUGGCGGGUACGGACGUCGUCCAGCUCUACGUGUCGCUCCCGGCGACGUCCGAGCUGACGCACCCGCCGCUGAUGCUCAAGGCGUUCGCGAAGGUGUCCGUCGCGCCCGGCGCGCGCGAGACCGUCACGCUCGCACUCGACAAGUACGCGGUCUCGUUCUGGGAGGAGCGCAUCCGCCGCUGGGUCGUCGAGCCGGGCGUGUACCGCGUGCGCGUCGGCCGGAGCAGUGCGCCCGCGGAGCUCAAGCACGUUGCGGAGUUCAAGAUCGCGAAGCGGUUCGAGUGGACGGGUGUGUAA
Messenger RNA from Epithele typhae, 2580 nucleotides. RefSeq names its product beta-glucosidase. The record is from RefSeq and is a predicted model, not a curated record. NCBI's taxonomy places the organism in Eukaryota, Fungi, Basidiomycota, Agaricomycetes, Polyporales, Epitheliaceae. Gene Ontology annotation, molecular function: beta-glucosidase activity. Gene Ontology annotation, biological process: glucan catabolic process. The transcript is spliced from 9 exons. Bases 1 to 2580 code for a protein of 859 amino acids.